Prunus mume (Japanese apricot) is the source of this 380-nucleotide messenger RNA. RefSeq names its product F-box/RNI superfamily protein. The record is from RefSeq and is a predicted model, not a curated record. Lineage: Eukaryota; Viridiplantae; Streptophyta; Magnoliopsida; Rosales; Rosaceae.
AGAGAGAGUGAGAAGGAAAUGACAACGGUUUUUGCAAGAGGAGCACAAACCAUGAACACCAUGGUUUUCAAGCCCAUAGGUCGAAAACAUUUUCAUAAGAACAGCUCUUCAGCGGAUGUGAUUCGCGAGACGAAGAAGUUUGAAGGUGAUGAAGUGAAGCACAAGACCCAUAUGGGAGAAAAUGAUAGCAAUUUGUGGGUCCCCCAUGAGAGGACUGGAAUUUAUUAUCCCAAAGGCCAAGAGAAAGUGAUGGACGAAAUCCCUCCUAGAGCUGUCAAGGACAUGGGUGUCAAUUGGUUUUCAAACAAUGAAAAUUAAUUGGUUAAUUAAUUUAAAUGCCUAUAAGAUGUUGUACAAAUCAAUAAUAAUGUGGUUUUUCA